Molecule: messenger RNA, 5608 nt
Organism: Sturnus vulgaris (Common starling)
Lineage: Eukaryota; Metazoa; Chordata; Aves; Passeriformes; Sturnidae
Source: RefSeq, a predicted model, not a curated record
CUCCGAUCGGGGAUGGCGGAGGCCUUGGAUCAUUUAAAAAAAGACUACAGAGCAAGAUUCUGCCAUGGAGGAGGAGAUAAGAUUGAUCUACAGCAAGGUCAAAACUUAAUGAAACUCAUACAGGAUUGUUUUGAAAGUUGCAACAGUGAUCUUAAAACAAACUCUCCAAGUUGCUCAACCUUAAUUUUGAAAAAUGAGGAGGGGACUUCAGUGCAGAGCCAAAGGGUACAGGUACAUCCCAAGCCAGAGUCAGCCAGCUCUGUGAAAAGAGCCCGUAAAUCUGCAGAUCCUUCCCCUACAUCACUGCUAAAACCUGUCAGCAGCAGAGGACACUCUUGUGAAUCACACCUGAAGCCUGCAACACACGAUCAUGUAGCUGCUUCUAAAAAACCAGAGUCUUCUGUGUCUAAAAGUGAAAAAAAGAGUACAAUAAAAGAUGAAGCACUGUGCCAGCAUCCGGCUGUGCUUUUGGGCUCUGAGUAUAGUCGUGAGUCUGCUCGAUCACCUUUUCCUGUGGAGGAAGUGAAAAAUUCUCCUGUAGUUAAAUUGCAUUUUGAUAACUGGAGUAUGCCAGCUACAGCAGAGAGCCAUGCAGAAGUUGAAAAUUUGGAAGGACCUCAGCCUGGGAGAGAGGAGCAAGUUGUUCCUGUGCAAGGAGCAGAAUGUUUUGUUACAUCAUCUGCCCAGUCUGAGAAGCCUUUCUCUUCAGCUGUCUUAGCAACUGUAGCAACAAGAACACUUGGACAGAGAUAUUCAACCUCGAUAUCACCUCCAUCACCUUGUCCUGUGAAACAUCAAGAUAUAGAAAUAGAAGAUGAAUGUGAAUUUUUAAUUGAUGAAUCAAAUGGUGCAUCUUCUUGGAUUUCAAUAUCCACUAAGAACAAAAAAUCAAAAAGCGAUGGCUCUGCAAUUCCCAUUUCUAAAUCUCAGCCCUCUGAAAAGGAGAAGACGCAGAAUAAGAAAGUCAAGAACAGAAAAGUACAGGUUAAAGCACAUACUAAACAGAAACUGGAUCAUCUGGAUGUUGGAACCUUUGACUUCAAAGAAAUGUCAGAGUCUGAUCCAAUCCCUGAAAGUGAAGAAAGUGUCCUUACAUCUCAAAGCCAAAAGAGUACUCGUAUGGGAAAGACUAAAAAGGAUGCACUUAGACAAGACUCUCCAAACCAGAAAAAGUCUGGAUUGGAAACAAAACCAUCUUAUGAAGAGCAGUGUAAAACAUGGAUGCUGCCAAGUGAGGAUUUGCCUAUGCCCUCAUGUGGGCAUCAGGAAGAGCAGACUGUGUCACUAAAAAAGUCUCUCAGGUCUUCCAAGAAUCAGCAGUUGGCUUCUAAAGCUUCUCAGGAUUUAGAUGAGAAGGAACAAACUACCAAGGAGAAACUUCCAAGAGUCGAAGUAGCUAAGAGACGUCAGUUACAAAGAGAGGAGCUUUCUGACAGUGAGUCUAGCGAAGAAGAGCUUGAAAGAGAGCCUCUAAAAUUGAAUAAAGUGUGCACCACACCCUUGCAUCAGGAAUUAGAGACUCCUGUGAUUGAGAAGUUGACUAAAUCCAAAAAGCCUGGAAAUGUAUUACACGCACCGGAGUCACCUGUUGGUGCAAAUACAGCAACUCCUCUAGAAGCACUCCAGCAUCCCAUGGAGAGUGUGAAGAAUCCUGAAAAGAAAUGGUUGUCUGCCAAGUCCGCAGAGAAGAUACCCCGUAAGAUUCCAUGCAGAGCCAGUAAAGCUCUUUGCUCAAGCUCUGAAGACACUGGAUCUCAAACAGAUAUUGACAGCUCUUCUGUACAGGACAUGCCAAGGAAAAAACCCAAGUUACCAGAUGUGAAAAUAAAAAGUAACAAAAGAAAACAAAACAGGCGGCAUGGACCACAGGAUUCCUUUGUAGCUGAGAAGGCUGUGAGUUGCAAAAGUGGGCCUGCUCAAGAAGAUUAUGAUAAAUUUGCUUCCAGCACUGAAUCUCCUGGACAGGAUGAUACAUCUUCAGAUAAUUCUGAAGAUUUGAAUUACAAAUUAAGACAUCUGUUGUCAGACGAAAUAGCAAGGCAUAAAAUAGUAAUGCCUUCCAACACACCUAAUGUUCGUCGGACUAAAAGGAUACGGCUGAGACCUCUGGAAUAUUGGAGAGGAGAGCGCAUAAAUUAUACUAUGGAUUCUUCAGGAGGGCUUGUGAUUAGUGGACUAGUGCAUCCAGAAACAGAAUCUCCCAGGAAGAGUAAAAAGAGGAAGAAGGAUCAUCCCAAGCAGGAAAGAGAUGAAACAAGUAGGAACACAGACUUUUUUCCUUUGGAUACGUAUAAAAGUCUCUUUAAUCAAAUGCUCUACUGCUCUAAGAUUUUCCUCCCGCAAGAACCAGAUACAUUAACAGGAGACUUAACAGAAGAGUUAAUAGCUCCUUUAAAUGAAGAGCUCCAGUUUUGUUUUGUCUUUGUGUCCUCAGGUAGAAGGGAGACACCUGCAAGUUUGGAACACAGUUUCUUUGUGUCCUCAGAUAGAGGAGAGAUACCUGCAAGUUUGGAGCACAGCCUAGCUGAUGCGUCUAAUCUAGCCAUUGUACUGGACCCAGUAACAAAUAGGGAAGUGCCUCUAGAUUGUAUAAACAUUGCAAGCAGUGGUACUUCCCUCCUCAAAAGUGAAGCAGUAGAAAUAUACAAAGAUUUGAAUACAUCUCUUUUUGCAACUGGUAUAUUGGUUCUGAAACCACAUAAAGAAAAAGGGCAGCAAUGUGUCAGCACGGAUACAGUAGCUUUCCGUAUUAUCCGUGGCAAAGUUCUUGUAACGUUACAUAAGGCGUCGUAUUACCUGGCUGCAGGGGACUGCUUCUAUAUUCCAUCAGGAAAUAAAUAUAGCAUACGUAAUCUUCUGAAUGAAGACAGUGUUUUUUUCUUCACACAAAUCAAAGACAGAUGAAGAACUUUUCCUCGAAGAAGUUUGGUUAAACAUUUGGCAGUUUUUUGUAUGUUUUGAAGUUCUUUUUACGUACAAAAAUGUUUGAGCGGGCCCACCUUAAUGUUACAAAUAAAUACAGAGCAGCUGAAAUCAACAUAAGAAGAGUUGAGAAAAACAGCCCGGAAGAAUGUUGGUAGUUUGCUGUCGAACUGAAAUGACAUACUGAAGGGUCUUGCUCUGUAUCAGUUACUGUUCUUGUGCCAUCCAGUGACAGAAAGAUAAAAGUAUGAAAUGUGUGGGUAUAUUUGUUGCUCCAAAUUGUAUCAAUAUGCUUAAUCUCCCUAAAGAUGCUUAGCACUUGAAAAAACUGGCAUCUUCAGCUAACAUCUCAUAGGUAGUCUUAACGACUGCCUGGUACAACCUGCUUAGAAUAAUCCCUGUUUAAAUGGCAAAUCUGCUGUUUGAAUACCAGUAAUUGUUGUCUAGGAGAUAGGCUGCUGUAAGGCUGCUGUGCUGGGGUCCAGCUGACUUCUCAUAUGUUAACGACAGGCGCCCCUUCUUUGUCUGGCAGCUGGAUGAUUAGUACCUCGAAUCUGAAUAGGAAAAUGGGAGCUCUUAAGUAGGAGCUUAUCAGUUGUGUCUUUUGUGUGGAAGCUAUGGCCCGAUUGCUCUGAACAUUGUUGAUAGCUUUGUUUUGUGUAACAGUGAUAGGUCAUUGCCAAACUUAUGACUUUAAUAUCUCCUUUUGAUUUGCUUGCUGAGUUCCUGGAUGAUAAUGGGCACCUUUGGGAAAGCUGUAAUUAUACUGUAUACUCCAGAAGCCAAGUCUAGACAGCAGAUAGUAUACAUAGCAUUUGUCUCCCAAGCUCUUCGAGGUUCCUUCUGACUAAAGAUAAGGAUAAACUGCAGCUAUUCUCGUAUGCUGCUUUCUCUCUCUGGUCAUUGCUAUCCUUGAAGAGAAGGAGAUAAGGAAAAUUGAAUUGGAAUUGUGAACUUCUAAGGACUCGAGGAUUGAGCACUAACCUUGUAAUCAGUCUUGGCCAUAAUCUUUAUACUAAAUCUAGAGUAUACAUUAAAGUAGGAAAGGGGAAUUGGCUUUCAGCUGUCAGCUCUCUUCCUGUGUCGGUGAAAGGGCUUGGACACCAAGAUUACCAUGCCUUUGUGAAAGAUCCUUUGGUUUGGGGAAUUUGAGCUAGUACUCAAAUACUGUCGUUCUCUUUCAAGCAGUAGUUCAUAUGGUUGGUGCAUGUGUAGACUGACAGUGGAAAUACUUGGUAGAGGUUGCAUGCUCUGUUUCCAUUCAUGGCUAAGUCAUGCAUAACCCUGAGAAGGUGAAGCAGGAGCAUGCCUAUUGCCAUUCAGUUCUGUCUUGAAACAAACUACUAGUGUCAGAGUUCAGACUACACGAAAAGUCCUUUUUUGUCAGCCUCAACUUUUGUAAGCAGUUUAAAAGUUAAAAAAGAGUCAUUUAGUUACUUGAUACAAAUUUGAUGUUGGCAGCUUUUCUAAAUUUUGGGCUUGGGUUGGUCUCUUCAAAGUCAGCAAGAUUCAGAUAAUGUCCUUCCUGUGCUGGAGCCAUACCAGCUACCAGAUGGGCACACGUGCUGUCUCACUGCUUGAGGAAAUCCCACCCACUAAAAUGUUUAGUUUUUAAAUCUUUCAACUCCUUAGGCCUACAGAGAUCUGGAACUUUGCCACUUGGAAAAAGUACAGGGCUAGGAUUAAAACCAAGGACUCUGCUUCAAACCCAAGCAGGUCUUCCAGCAGUCAGGCCGUGGAUGUGAUGGUGUCUGAUCCCAGCAGCAAAUCGGUUCCAGUUGAAAAUCAGAACAAGAAAACUUUUCAGUUGUGUCAAUGGCCAGGGAGUUCUGAACAAAAAUGUCCUGCAAAUUGUUUUCUGUGCUAGCUGUCUACAGAUUGGUUAGCAGAAGGAUAGAUACUCAAGGGAUUAGCAUAGGGAAUUUAUGUGGAUGGACUGCAGGGCUUAUGGUCCUAAAGGAGAGUGUGGGUGGAUGCUGUGGUAGGGCUCAGCAGGCUGCUGCUUGCCAGGGAUGUGUUUUCAUUUGGUGGGCUGGGAUGAGAAGUGACGACAUUACUCAUGUCAUAUCAGACACUAAUGUGUCUUUGCUCUCUGCAACUCGGCAGCAAGGUCGUGAGGCAGUUUUCUUUUGAGUCAAGAGAGCGGAGUCCUUCAGGAUACUUUCUUAAGCAGAAUUAAUGUGUGCAGACCUUUUCUUGACACAGGCUGGAAAGUGCAGAUGUUCAAGUGCAGGUUUCAGGUCAGCAUGCCUGUUUGUGUUUUCCUAAUUCUAUGGAUGGGAGUGUCAAGGGAACAGGGCAGAUUUAGUAAAGUAUGUCGCCUUUUAGGCUGGAUGGUUUUGUUGCUAUUUUGGCUGGUUUGUUUCUUGAGAGAAAUGUCCUGUAUAGUUUGCAGAGAACAUUUUGCAGCUGGACUACAUCUAAAUACGUUUGUGGUUUACUGUUUUUUUAAGAAACAUUGUCAGGUUUGCCAAGGAAUGUUCCUUUAUUGCUCUGGUUUAUUGCAUAUUGCUCUGGUUUAGCAACAGUUCUAUUAUUUGUCACUAGAUGGGGCUUCAAGCACAGCUCUUAGUUCUUUGCUGACCUCUGCUCAUUAGGGUCUGGUUUUUGAAAGGCAAGAAGAGCAGUCUGUUACAGGUCAAGAUAAAUUUAGUUGAAUUCUCUUGCAAGGAGAUGCAAAUCAAUU